This is a messenger RNA of Meloidogyne enterolobii, 814 nucleotides long. NCBI's taxonomy places the organism in Eukaryota, Metazoa, Nematoda, Chromadorea, Rhabditida, Meloidogynidae. The record is from the annotation of a GenBank genome assembly.
AUGUCAUUAAAUAAUAAUUUUUUAAUUGAAAAUAUUCAAGACAACAAAAGCAUAUCUGACGAUACAAAGUUAUUUUAUUUGUUGUCAACUGAACCAGGGCCUAAAUUUGCUUUAAUUCUACCUUCAGUUUUAUUAACGUUGAUUGCUAUUAUUGGGAUUCCGUUAAAUGCUGGAAUCAUUUAUGUGUCUGUUAAAUAUAGGUAAAUUAUUAAAGGGUUAAAAUUGUAGGGCGAAGGGAACAUACAAAGUAAGGUGAAGGGAACAUUUAAAGGUAGGGCGAAAGGAAUAUCCAAAGUAGGUGCAAGGGAACAUUCAAAGUUGGGUGAAGGGAACAUCCAAGCUAGGAUGAAGUGAACAUUUAAAGGUCGGGUGAAGGGAACAUUCAAAGGUAGGGUGAGGAGAACAUUUAAAGGUAGGGUGAAGGGAACAUCCAAAGUAGGGUGAAGGGAACAUCCAAAGUAGGGUGAAGGGAACAUCCAAAGUAGGGUGAAGGGUACAUUCAAAGUAGGGUGAAGGGAACAUCCAAAGUAGGGUAAUGUAAUGCUAAAGGAACAUUAAAAUAAUUUUUUCUAUAGGAAUAAACUCAACAGUACAGCCAACUUUCUAAUCGCAUUGAAUGCUUUUUUUGAUCUUCUUCAAUUAACCCAUCCUUUCCCCUUCUUUUUUGUUGCAACUUCUUCGACUAAUUUUAUUGGCACUUUUCUAUCCAUGCGUUUACUAAUUCCGGCACUUUUUGGCAUUCAAUGUUCAUUGACUUGUAUUGCUUUUACUGCGAUUGAUAGACUUAUAGCUGUUGUUAUCCCGAUUAAAUAUA